Messenger RNA from Trematosphaeria pertusa, 2772 nucleotides. RefSeq names its product putative OPT oligopeptide transporter. Gene Ontology annotation, biological process: transmembrane transport. Bases 107 to 2503 code for a protein of 798 amino acids. The record is from RefSeq and is a predicted model, not a curated record. NCBI's taxonomy places the organism in Eukaryota, Fungi, Ascomycota, Dothideomycetes, Pleosporales, Trematosphaeriaceae. The transcript is spliced from 5 exons. Gene Ontology annotation, molecular function: oligopeptide transmembrane transporter activity.
UGCGGUCUUUCCUUUGGCCCAGUACUACGAGCGUACGCUUGCGAGACCGCAACACCAGCGCCUGACCAGAGUCUUGCUUUCGCGACGGCGCCGUCGGAUUCGUAAAAUGGCGUCCUUCAUCAACCGAUUCAAACGAAAGUUGCGGGGGGAGAGUACGACCCCUCAGCGCGCAGACACGUUUGCGACCGAAUCUAGCGCCUUCCCAGACGGAAAAGACACGGAAAAGCACGAUGUCCCACUGCCCGGUCCUGAGAAGACGGACCACGAGAUCACAGCAUCUGGGACUUCUCCGACAAUUGAUGAAGAAGGCAACGUUACCGACCUUCCAGACGACGUCCGGGAAUUGCCCAAGAUCGUGCGAAACAUCGUUAGUCUCGAAGAUGAUCCAAACGCGCCUACUCUAACCUUUCGAUACUUUCUCCUAUGCUUCAUCUUUGUACCGCCAGGUGCAAUUCUUUAUACGAUGGGAGUUUACCGGACGACAGCCGCUGUCUAUCCUGUUCUCUUUGUUCAGAUUGCUUCUCAUUACAUGGGACAUUGGCUCGCUGAUGUCCUCCCAAAGAAAAUUAUUCGCAUUCCGUUCACCAAAUUCAGCUUCAAUCUGAACCCAGGCCCAUGGCACGUGAAAGAAAAUGUGCUCGUCACCGUCACUGCGGCUUCUGGAGCGACUGGAAAUGCCGCCUGGUCAGUCAUUUCCCUAGCCCAACUAUACUACGACACCUACAUCCCAGCAGCGGCAUCAGUAUUCUUCAUGUGGGCCAUCGUGUACAUCGGAUACGCUAUGGCGGCUCUGGCCCGCCAAUUUCUCCUCUAUGACCCCAUCUAUACCUGGCCAUACUCCUUGAUGCAGACUGCCGUCUUCGAGACCCUGAGCAAGUCCGCCCGCGACUCCUGGGUUGCAAAGAAGCAGAAGAUUGUUUUCUUCGGAGCACUGGCGUUCAUAGUAUGCUGGCAAUUUUUACCAGAAUACGUGUUUCCGUUCCUGAGCUCAUUAUCCUUCCUCUGCUGGGUCGCGCCUCAUAAUUCCGUGGCGAACUUCGUUGGAGCUGGCAUCGGAGGCAUGGGCAUGCUCAAUUUGUCACUGGAUUGGGCCAAUAUCUCGAAUCAGGCUUUCAACAGUCCGAUGGUGGUCCCGUUCUGGACAACGGUGGUCCUUACGGUCGCGUACAUUUUCAGCUGCUGGAUUUUGCUUCCGGCUGCGAAAUGGGGUGGGCUUGGAGAAUGGAAUCAUCAACUUAUGUCCAACCGCAUCUUCCUAGAGAAUGGGACGAAAUACCCUGCGGCUGCUCUAAUUACGCCUGAUCUCACGUUCAACGAGACAGCCUAUCAGGAACUCGGGCCCGUGUACAUGGGAACCCAAGCAAUAUGGGCCUUGUUCUUCGAUUACUCGUCGUACAUCAGUGCUCUCACCUGGAUGGCGCUCUUCGGAUACCCAAAGAUCCGCGAGACAUAUCAGAAACUGCGCAAGCGGGCCAAAGACAAAGGAAAAGACACUAUUAACGAAUUCUACACCGAUCGGUUGAACGUGCUCAUGCGUUCGUACAAGGAGGUUCCCCUGUGGUGGUACGUGGUGCUAUUCAUCGCAUCCUUCGUCACAAUCAUUGUCAUCCUCGCCAAAGGCUAUUUCUUCAUCCCUAUCUGGACCUUCAUCAUCGCCAUCUUCAGCUCCGGGCUGAUGAUAUUACCCUUCGGCUGGCUCUACUCCUUCUCUAGCUUCCAAGUCGCCAUUGGCUCCUUCAAUGAGCUCCUCUACGGCUUCAUGGUCCACGCAACUUCGGGGCACAAGCACCCUGCCGGCGCCAACGCGUACGGCUGCAUCGCAGGCGACAUCUGGUAUCGCGCACAGUAUAUGCUUCAGGACCAGAAGAUUGGCCACUACAUGCACGUCCCACCGCGCGCUAUCUUCUUCAGCCAGAUCUUCGGCGAGCUGAUUGGCGUCCCUAUUAACUACGGCGUCAUCCAGUGGGUGCUCCGCGCAAAGAAAGACUAUCUCCUGGGCGAUAAGGAGGAUCCGCUGCACCAAUGGACAGGCCAACAGCUCGCGAGUUAUAAUACGAUGGGCGUGCAAUAUGUGCUUAUUGGGCCAAAGCGGCUGUUUGCGCAGCAUAUGUAUAAGCCGCUGCCGUGGGCGUUUUUGUAUGGCGCUGCGGCGCCGUUGGUGUUGUAUGCGCUGCAUCGGGCGUUUCCUAGGUCGAAGUUGAAGUUUCACCUCUGGAAUAUUACCAUCUUCGGUUCCGGAGUCUCCGCCUUCUAUGGCAACCUUUCCACAGGCUACAUUUCGCGCUUUAUUGUCGGCUACAUCUGCAUGCGGUGGUUCUUCCGGCACCGCUUCGAAACGUGGAGGCGGUAUAAUUAUCUCGUUGCGGCGGCACUUGAUGCUGGGUUCAAUAUCGCGAUGUUGUUGAUGUUCAUUUUCCUUAGUAGUGGAAAGGUGGUUACGAUGCCGAAUUGGUGGGGGAAUAAUGAGGAGAGUGUAGAGCGGUGCUUUGCGCUCGAGGACUAGUGGAAAUCUGGCACAAGCAACCUUGGCGCCUCAGAGGGAUCUAAUGGUGAGUUUAAGAGAUAAAAGGCCCACUGCAAAGCCGUUUGGUCUAGAACCGGUUUGACAAGAUUGCGGGUCCACGUACAACACCUUACACUCGGAAACCUAGUACUAUCUUGUACCGAUGCAUUGGCCCCGAUCUCGCAACACUAAAUUUCAGCCCCUCCUGUUACGAUCGCAGGAUCGGACAAACUGGGCGCUGCUCCGAAGGGGGACCAAGAGGGCGAGAC